This is a messenger RNA of Gracilinanus agilis (Agile Gracile Mouse Opossum), 1179 nucleotides long. RefSeq names its product proteasome assembly chaperone 1 (gene PSMG1). Gene Ontology annotation, biological process: proteasome core complex assembly. Gene Ontology annotation, molecular function: proteasome binding. Lineage: Eukaryota; Metazoa; Chordata; Mammalia; Didelphimorphia; Didelphidae. Gene Ontology annotation, cellular component: endoplasmic reticulum. Bases 198 to 1070 code for a protein of 290 amino acids. The record is from RefSeq and is a predicted model, not a curated record. The transcript has 7 exons.
UCCACCCCUUCGGGGGCUUGGCGGGAGUUUCUUAGCGUCGCAAGGGGAGGAGUUUUGGCGAUGCCGAGGUUGGAGUUCAGUUUUUCCCCAGUUGUCGGGUUCUGGAACAGCCUGUGGGCCCUGGAGAGGUUUCAGCCUUUUGCUUGAGGAGGUGGGGUGUUGCGCCGGCUGGAAGCCUACGGAGUUCCGCUGGUGAGAUGGCGGCUACCUUCUUCGGGGAGGUGGUGAAGGCGCGGUCCCGGGCAGUGACCGAGGAGGAGGAGGACGAUGAGGAGGACUCCUGGGCCCAGGAUAACCACGAGGAUAAAGAAGUCCGGCGAGAGCUGGAAAAAAAGAGGGAAGUAGAAGUCCUUCAGACACAGACAAAUGUAUCUUUGGAAAUUCCCCUGCUAGAGCAGUACCCGUGUUCAAAGUUUAUAAUAGCCAUAGGACAUAAUGCAGUAGCAUUUUUGUCUUCAUUUGUUAUGAAUUCAGGAACUUGGGAAGAAGUUGGAUCUACUAAGCUGUGGAAUGAAUGGUGCAGAACAACAGAUACAACAAAUCUUUCCCCAACAGAUGCCUUUUGUGUGUUCUACCGUCUAAAGUCAGACCCCACUGUUUUAUUGUGCCAAUGCAGUUGCUAUGUUGCUGAAGAUCAACAAUAUCAGUGGCUUGAAAAGGUUUUUGGUUCUUCUCCGAAGAGAAAUUUACAGAUAACUAUUCUUACAUCUCGCCAUGUAACUGACUAUAAAACUCCAGAAUCCUGUUGCAACCUUCCUUCUCCCUUCCUGAAAGCCCUAAAAACACAGAGUUUCCAAGAUGCUGCCUAUUGUACGCUUUUAGAACAGCCAAAUAUCGUACAUGAUCUUCCUGCUGCAGUUCUGAGUUACUGUCAAGUGUGGAAAAUUCCAGCAAUUCUAUAUUUGUGUUACACUGAUAUAAUGAAACUAGACCUAGUUACAGUUGAAGCUUUCAAACCAAUUCUUUGUUCAAAAAGCUUCAGAGGAUUAGUUAAGAAUGUUUCCCUCAGUACAGAGGCACUAAAGAAAUUGGUGACAACAAAUGAAAUUCAGAGCAACAUCUACACAUAAUUUUGCAUUGAUUUUUUUGAAAUCUUUUUGUUGAGGGGCAGAAGAAAUAUUCUGUAAUUCUAAUUUACCUAGUGGAAGAAAGCAAAAUAAAGAGUUUAUUUUAAAGUAA